Molecule: messenger RNA, 6982 nt
Organism: Stegostoma tigrinum
Lineage: Eukaryota; Metazoa; Chordata; Chondrichthyes; Orectolobiformes; Stegostomatidae
Product: arf-GAP with SH3 domain, ANK repeat and PH domain-containing protein 1-like
Exons: 33
Coding region: 337-4053 (1238 amino acids)
Biological process (GO): positive regulation of GTPase activity
Cellular component (GO): cytoplasm
Molecular function (GO): protein binding; GTPase activator activity
Source: RefSeq, a predicted model, not a curated record
GGAUUUCCUGGAGUUUCUGCUGUCAGCCACAUUUCUCUCCAUUGUAUUUUAUGCCGCUCACAUGGUGGAUUUUCCUUCCGUUUCUGAUUCCCAGCUUUCCACAGAGCACAAGGAACGGAUAUGGACACGAAUCACAGUUCUCUUCUCUCCAUUGCUGGUUUCGAAUCAACAAGAUUUUCUUAACUGUCGAUCAUCACCUAAAACAAGACUGUGAAGGGGAAAGCUGCCGUAUAGCCCAGGGAUGAAAAUGAUAUAAUGGCAACAAACCUUACCUACAAACUUUGGUCAGGAAGAAAAUCAAUUCCAGUUUUGGUCGGAUUCGGUGUGAAAUAAACCAUGAGGUCUUCCACCUCCAGAAUAUCAACCUUCUCCUCCAGGGAUUCAUUAUGGAACCGAAUGCCCGAUCAAAUCUCGGUGUCGGAGUUUAUAGCCGAGACGACGGAGGAUUACAACUCGCCGACCACGUCCAGCUUCACGACCAAACUGCUUAACUGCCGAAACACGGCGUCCUUGCUUGAAGAGAAAUACCAUAUUACGCUCCAUACAUUUAUUUGGUGCAAGAUAUCAGCUGUAUGUAUACAGGAAUACAUGUUUUCUGAUUACAAUGGUGGUGUCUCUACCUCUGAACCAGGGGGUCCAGGCUUAAGUCCUACAGCGUGGAGGUGCAGUAGAAGCAGCAAGUCAGUCUGGAAGACUUUAGAUUUGGAUAAAACUGCACUACAAAAGGUGAAGAAAUCGGCAAAAUCAAUAAACACUUCAGGUCAAGAACACGUGCAAAAUGAAGAGAACUAUGCACAAGCACUAGAUAAAUUUGGUAGUAAUUUUUUAAGUCGUGAUAAUCCUGAUCUUGGCACAGCUUUUGUUAAAUUUUCAACACUCACAAAGGAGCUUUCAACGUUGCUGAAAAACUUGCUGCAGAAUCUUAGUCAUAAUGUCAUCUUCACUUUGGAUUCACUAUUGAAGGGAGAUCUGAAAGAUGUCAAGGGGGACUUGAAGAAACCUUUUGACAAGGCAUGGAAGGAUUAUGAAACAAAAUUUGCUAAAAUUGAAAAGGAGAAACGGGAGCAUGCAAAGCAGCAUGGGAUGAUUCGGACUGAAAUUACAGGAGCUGAAAUAGCAGAAGAAAUGGAAAAGGAGCGACGAGUCUUUCAGCUCCAGAUGUGUGAGUAUCUCAUUAAAGUGAAUGAAAUCAAGACAAAGAAGGGUGUGGAUCUGCUCCAAAAUCUCAUCAAAUAUUACCAUGCACAAUGCAAUUUUUUUCAGGAUGGCUUAAAAACAGCAGAUAAACUGAAACAGUAUAUUGAGAAACUGGCUGCUGAUUUAUACAAUAUCAAGCAAACACAGGAUGAGGAAAAGAAGCAAUUGUGUACUCUCCGUGAUAUGCUCAAAUCCUCACUGCAACUUGAACAGAAAGAAGAUUCUCAAAGUAGACAAUCGGGAUACAGUAUGCACCAGCUUCAAGGCAAUAAGGAGUAUGGCAGUGAGAAGAAGGGAUAUCUCAUGAAGAAAAGUGAUGGAAGACAGGAAGAAAUACUUAGAAAUCAGAUGAUGAGUUAUUGUGAACAUUACCACCUCUUAAGCCUUCGAAAAGUAUGGCAGAGAAGAAAGUGCACAGUAAAGAAUGGCUACUUGACAAUAUCCCAUGCAACUACCAACAGACAACCAGCAAGACUGAAUCUACUCACUUGCCAGGUGAAACCCACUGCAGAUGAGAAGAAGUGUUUUGACUUGAUAUCACACAACAGAACCUAUCAUUUCCAAGCAGAUGAUGAACAGGAAUGUCUAGUAUGGAUAUCAGUAUUAACCAACAGUAAAGAAGAGGCAUUAAACAUGGCAUUCAGAGGAGAGCAGAGCAGUGGAGAGAACAGCAUAGAGGACCUAACCAAAGCCAUCAUUGAAGAUGUGCAGCGGAUGCCUGGCAAUGAUGUCUGUUGUGAUUGUGGAGCUCCAGAUCCUACUUGGCUGUCAACCAACCUAGGAAUUUUGACAUGUAUAGAAUGUUCUGGAAUACACAGAGAAAUGGGAGUGCAUAUUUCUAGAAUACAGUCCCUAGAACUGGAUAAAUUAGGAACCUCUGAACUCUUGCUGGCCAAGAAUGUAGGAAAUAAUAGUUUCAAUGAAAUUCUGGAAGCAAACCUACCGCAACCAUCACCAAAACCAAUUCCACAUAGUGACAUGACUGCACGUAAAGAAUACAUACAUGCAAAAUAUGUAGAUCAUAAAUUUGCCAAAAGGUUGUGCACCUCUUCCUUAGCUAAAAUGAAUGAGUUGUUGGAGUCUGUGAAGUCCAGGGAUUUACUUGCACUAAUUCAAGUCUAUGCAGAGGGAGUUGAACUAAUGGAGUCACUACCAGAUCUUGGACAGGAACCAGGGGAAACAGUACUUCACCUAGCUGUUCGAACUGCCGACCGAACCUCACUCCACCUAGUUGACUUCCUUGUACAGAAUAGUGGUAAUCUGGACAAGCCAACUGCAAAAGGAAACACUGCUGUACAUUACUGCUGCAUGUUCGAUAAAGUAGAAUGUUUAAAAUUGCUUCUUCGGGGCAAACCAAGUUUAAAUCUAGUAAACCAAGGUGGAGAAACAGCCCUAGAUAUAGCGAGAAGAUUGCAGCGUCCACAGUGUGAAGAAUUGAUCAGUCAAGCUUCCUUAGGAAAAAUUAAUCCUCAUGUUCACGUAGAAUAUGAGUGGCAGUUACGGCAAGAAGAAAUUGAUGAAAGUGAUGAUGACUUGGAUGUAAAGACCAGCCCUGUAAAAAAAGAACGUUCUCCAAGGCCACAGAGCUGCUGCCACUCUUCUAGUCUCUCCCCACAAGAUAAACUAAUGAUCCCCGGACUCGGCAUAGCACGGGAAAAGCAGCGACUGUCAUAUGGGGCAUUUAGUAAUCAAAUAUAUGGAAGUGGCACCGAUUCUCCAACAUCACCAGCCACUGAUGCCCCUCCACUUCCUCCUAGGAAUCCAAGCAAAGCUCCACAUGGCCCAGUCCCUCCUUCAGUCCUUCCUGUAGGUCCCCAGGUCACAACUGGCAGCUCCACUUUAUCAAAGAAGAGACCACCGCCCCCACCCCCUGGACACAAACGAACCUUAUCUGACCCACCAAGCCCGCUACCUCACGGUCCCCAGAAUAAAGGUCUGAUUCCUUGGGGCACAGAUACUGGUCCCCCACAGUCAAAUCGAACAGGAAAUAAGUUUGAGGGAUUGCCUCAACAAUCAAGUACUGGAACUGGAACCACAAAAACUGCCUUAGGUCCACGAGUGCUUCCAAAGCUACCUCAAAAAGUGUCUCUGAGAAAAAUCGAUAGUAUCCAUCACAGUUCAGUAGACAAAUCAAGUCCAGACACUUUUCAGAAGCCACAUCCAGGAGACCUGACUCAGAAAUCACAUGUGGAAGAACUGCCCCAGAAGCCGCAUCCGGGCGACCUGCCCCAGAAGCCGCAUCUGGGCGACCUGCCCCAGAAGCCGCAUCCGGGCGACCUGCCCCAGAAGCCGCAUCCGGGCGACCUGCCCCAGAAGCCGCAUCCGGGCGACCUUCCCCAGAAGCCGCAUCCGGGCGACCUGCCCCAGAAGCCCCAUCCGGGCGACCUGCCCCAGAAGCCGCAUCCGGGAGACCUGCCCCAAAAACCCAAAGAUCUGCCUCCAAAACCACAGCCAGGAGAAAUUCCUCAAAAACCCCACAUAGGAGAAGUCAUCCAAAAGUCCCAGCCUGGGGAGGUGUCCCAGAAGCCACAGGCUCAAGAGAUUUCUCCAAAACCACAGUCAAGGGACAUGCUGCAGAAACAGCCAUCUGAAGAUGCAAAUGGUACAUCUCCCCUUUUACCUGAAACCCCUGUACCCCUACCACGCAAGAUAAAUACAGCAAAGAACAAAAUCCGCCGAGUAAAAACCAUAUAUGACUGCCAAGCUGACAAUGACGAUGAACUUACCUUUAUUGAGGGAGAAGUGAUUGUUGUAACCGGUGAAGAGGACCAGGAGUGGUGGAUUGGCUAUAUUGAGGGGCAACCUGACAGAAGUGGUGUCUUUCCAGUGUCCUUCGUGCACAUUUUAUCUGAUUAACAUCCUACGAUCUCCAACGUCACAGAUUCACAACUGUGGAUGCUUCCAUCUGAUGUUGUAAAGUGGCUGAAACUUGCUUAUUCCUGUGCAUAUUUUGUACAUAGAUGAUCAAGAAAAUCAUUUGAAACCCACCUUGUGAGGUGACUGUAAAUAUUGUUACUUGCCUUUGCCAGUAUUAUAAUAGCCUUGGAACCAGGCACACCAUAUCUGGUGUACUGCAGCCAUCCAUGGCAACUAGCACUUACUAAUAUUACCUAUGCUGUUGAUGGGAUACAUCUGCCUGCUUGUCAGAUUUAUAGGCAGCCUCAUUUAGUAAUUUAACUAUAUAAGCUUGACUUUUGUUCUUGACAUCAUCUCAGUAUUCUAAAUAAAGUUAAAAAUAGUGGUUUUGCUGAGAAUAGGUUCAGGUUUCAGUUUGCACUGAUCCUUUUUGUCCUUCUGCUUUUAACAUGGAUGCUGCGCAUACUCUCUUAAUGUACUCAUGGGAUUAUAUGUGGUUUUGAUUGUAAGUGAUCAGACAAAGUUACUUGAGAAUGAAUGACUGGGAAACUUGUUAAAGUUUCUUUUACCUCAUCUGAGGGCCGUGUUGAGACCUCGUAAGGAUUUACAACCUGUUACAGAUAAAAAUCUGUUGACAGAUGGAAGCUACUAUAAAAACAGCCUUUAAGACGAUCCGUUGAGAAUAAUUGAAAAUUCAAAAUUUAUUUUCAGUUCUUCCAGGUCUGCUGUUAGGGAUUGAAAGCAGUGCUUGCAUAACCCUUUUGAGGGUUAGGUUUUCUGGGAUGGAAAAUUUCCAUUUCUGUCUUACCUAUUGACUUUUUAAAUGUUAUUAACCUAAAUAAAUAGGUUAAGUUCUAUCUCAAUCAUCAUUUCAUUGUAUUGGUUUAAUUUAUACUAAGAUUUGGAAAUCUCUGAAGAGUCUAUGAUUUUAGAUAUGGUUGGUCGAAUUACAGGACAUUAGCACAAACAAGUCCAGUUUUAGCUGUCAUGAAAAGGAACCUCACUGCCUCCUGCAACAGAAAUGGAUGGCCUUAACUCUUCGCAGUGGUAACAACACCUAGGAGAGUAGGUCCUCAAAAGUUGAUGUUUAGUCACAGAUGCUCAUUCAAGCAGUAAACAGUGCAAAAGCAACUGUACAUAUAUUAUCCAAUGUGUGCAGUUAUCAAUUUUAAAUAUAUACAUUGUAUUACAUAUGUUUACAACAUUUGAAAUAGUACAUCAUUGCAUGUAAAACUGUAAGCUGAAGAUACUGUUCUAAUACUUGCUAAUUCUCCCUCUUUGUUCUUUUAAAUACGUUACCAUUGGACACUAUAAAAGUGCAGUUUCAUUGCAUGUAUGACUUUGACAUUUACUGUUUCAGAUGCAGCAUACAUUUACAUGAAACAGAUCUUGACUUUGAAUAUAUUAACUUAAAUCAUUGUAUGAAUAAUUGACCUUUCUUGAGGGAGAGGGGACUAUAUAUGUUUUUAAACAAAAUACUUACUAAUUCAAACAGAUUACUUCUGUUCUGUGUCAUAGAGAAUGAAUUGCAUUCUUUACACAAUUCUUACACUGCUUGGAGAACAAAAGUGACAGUGACUCUUUAGGUUGCUUAAGGCUUCAGUAACUAUACUGCUUCAUAUUCAUUGCUGAAAUUCAUUUUAGAGACCAAAAAAAAACACAUUCUGUAAGGAGUCUACUUACAUUUCGUACCUGGCUAAGAAAAAGGUAGAUUUUGAUAUGAUUCUUAAAAUAUUUGGUUAGUUAGUGUGAAGUUAAGCUUAACUCUAAUGACAACUGACUAUAUUCUUUAAAAGGAUGUAAUUUAAUUCUUAAUAAAAAGGUACUUAUUUCAAGUAAGUUUAGAUAAAGAGUAAAUAAUUAAAUUGAAUUACCUGUAUUAAGCCUUCUGGCCUGGUGCCACAGUGGUCUUGUACAAUACUGAACUGUUACCAGUACACUUACGUUGAAAUGUUCAGUUCCACAGAAUGUGGAUAGGCCCCAAAUCUUAACCAGAAAUUUGAAAUUUUCAGUUUUUAAUUUUUUCUUCAUUUUGAUUUCAAGUGGAAGUGUGAACAAGCUAUCGAUGGUGGACUUUGUAAUAAGUUCAUUUACAGGUAGUUGCCAUAGUUAAUGCAUCAGAUUGCCAGAGUUUGUUACAACUCAGUGCAUAAUCAUCAACAGCUGAAGAUAAAUAUUUGAUUGAUCACAUUCAGAAAUAUGAACAGAUUAUGCAUCAAGCUACAAUUCUGCUACUGUUUAUAAAUGGAUAACUUCUAACAAUGAUAAACAACUUGCAGAUUUUAGUACUUUGCUCUGGUUCUUUCAAUGAUGUAUCUAUCUUAUCCUUGAUUAGACUUCCCCUUAAUUAUGUACUCAGUAAAUCAGGUGGUACAGUCAACCUACUGAAUGUAAAAGGUGUGCUAUAUAACCACAGCUUACUCUAUCACAUGUUUGCAUUCUUUAUGUACAAAAAUUGCUACGGAAAGAUAAGCAAAAUAUUUAUGUUCCAAUGUUAUAUUGCAACAUAAAAUCCUAUUAAGUAUUAUAAACUGAAUGAAUUUACUUUCUCAUUUGUUCCAUCAAAAUUGCAAAAACUGGAUAUAUCCUAUGUAUAUGUUUUCCAUUACCCAAGGCCUAUACAGCAAAUCAGUCAAAGUAUUGUCAACCAUUAGGGCAAAAUUUUGUUAAUUACUCAAUAAUUUGGCGUUAAUUUCACUAUUAGAAUUAUCAAACAACAGAAAUGGCAUGAAACAAUUCAAUCACUUGAAUUGCAGACUUUCAAUUCAUAAGAAAAGUUUAAUCACUAACUCUGCCUUAAAUAUAUACAAUUGACAUUGUAUUUUGAAAGUGUCAGUUUGUUAGCGAGUUUUGAGAAGAUUUGUAGCUCAGGUUGAGGUUCUGGAUGUAAGUUUGCUCGCAGAGCUGGAAGGUUUGUUUUCAGACAUUU